Molecule: messenger RNA, 522 nt
Organism: Paramecium octaurelia
Lineage: Eukaryota; Ciliophora; Oligohymenophorea; Peniculida; Parameciidae
Source: the annotation of a GenBank genome assembly
AUGAAUAAAUAUAAGAGAAAUUUAAAUUUCAAGGAGGUAAGAGAAAAGAGAAAUGAAAUGAAAAUAUAAAAAAAUAAAUAAACAAUAAUAAAUUAUCAUUUAAAGAAAAAUAUAAAUAAGUUAGAAUAAACUAACCCAAACUUUAUAUCAGCAGUUUAAAAAAACUUAGAAGAUUCUGACUAGUAUUUCAACAAGGGUAUUAUUAUAUAUAUUAUUUUUUAGCUACUUCAUUAAUCAAAAUAAACAUGUUAGAAGAAGCAUUAGAAAAUUAUGAUUUAGCGAUUUUGAAAAAUCCAAAAGUUUCUGACUAUUACAACAAAAAAGGUGUAAUUUCUUAUGCAUAAUAACUUAGCAAUUGUUUUAGAUAAAAUGAAUAGAUUGCAAGAAGCUUUGGAAAAUUAUGAUACAGCUAUCUAGAAAAACCCCGAAGAUUCUGACUAUUAUAAUAACAAAGGUUCUUAGAUAUCAUUAAUUUCUAAGCUUCUACUUUAAAUAAAAUGAAUAGACUAGAGGAUGCAUUGA